This is a messenger RNA of Gongylonema pulchrum, 312 nucleotides long. NCBI's taxonomy places the organism in Eukaryota, Metazoa, Nematoda, Chromadorea, Rhabditida, Gongylonematidae. The record is from the annotation of a GenBank genome assembly.
UUGCAGGAUGACAUAAUCGAUGAUGCGCAGUCAUUUGUUGCAGCAGCUCAGGUUUUAAAAAAUCGUGGAGCAUAUAAAAUUUAUGUGAUUGCAACACACGGAUUGUUAUCAGCGGAUGCUCCUGGCCUGCUUGAAUCGUCACCCAUCACGGAGGUAAUUGUCACUAAUACGGUACCUCACGAAGUGCAAAAAUUGCGUUGUCACAAAAUCAAGACUGUCGACAUCUCACUAGUAUUAAGCGAAGCCAUCAGACGCAUCUACCACAACGAAUCAAUGGGGCAAAUGUUCCGCGAUGUAACAAUUGGUGAUUAA